CGUAUUCAGGAGAAAGUGUUUAGGGGAGAAAGAGACAAGCCUCUAUAUAAAGACGAUUCGUGUGUUGAAGAGUUUAGUGUCAAAGUGAUUCAAUAAGAGGAUUAAAAUGUGGUUUAUCCUCUUGACGAGUUUACUCACCCAAGGACUUGCUACCCAAGUAUCUUUUCAAACUUCAAGUUCAUCAUCAGCAUCGGCAUCCUCAUCAUCUGAACAAAAGAAUGAAUGGUCUUGGCAAGAGCCAACUGCAGGCGAAAAUUCACCUCAAGAGUCUUAUCAUCCCUUAAACUUUUUACCGGGAGAUGCUCAACCAGAUCAAUUUAAUGACAAUAUCCACGAUGGUUCUAGUGGAGUUGCAUAUUCCACGCAGAAUACAGUAGUUGACAAUAUUUUGCAAUCUAGCCGACAGGGCCGUAAUCUUGAAGGAUAUGAUGAUUUAUACGCCGAUCCUGAUGUAAAAACUGUUCUUCAAGCAGGAAAUGAUACCAUUGCUCGUGCUUAUAUUAGAGAUAAACUUUGUUCUUUGGGUUUAAUGAAUUGCGAUAAUCCUGAAGGAAGACGUCCAUAUUAUUCACCUCAUCGUGACAUUCAUCCUCAAGAAGUUAUUUAUGCUCAACCAGUUACCAUAAAACCAGUAGGACGUCCAUUACCCGCAAUUCCUGUUAAAAAACCUUUUGUUUAUGGACCUCCUAGACCUGUACCUCUACCACCAAGUUUCAGCUCUGGAUCACAUGGUCCUGUUUAUGGCCCACCAAGCUCGGGACAUUACUCUGGACCUCAGCCUCCAUUUUCUGGACCACCUCACAGCUUCAAUGGGCCCUAUCCUGUUUACAAAAAACCUAGUAUAAUUUCUGGACACAAACCAAUCUAUGAAGAUACUGGAUUAGAUGGUGAAUAUGACUUUGUACCUGAAGACAAACGCGAAUUUAUUAACAAGAAAAAUGUGAUUGUCCAACCAACUUCUGGUCUUCAGCAACAUGUUCAUCAUCACUAUCAUCAUACUGACGGAAACAAGCCAUCUUCGGUCAUUGGUGGAAAUCCUGGAUUAAUUGGGCCAAGUGCAAUUGGUGGAAAUGGUUUUAAUGGUUUUAAUAGUAAUGGUAAUGGUAAUGGUUAUGGUUAUGGAUCAGGUACAUAUGGUAAUUCAUACAAUGACUUUGAUGAAUACAAAAAAGCAUUUAAAAUAAAAUCUCCUUCGGCUGGUAAUAGUUUAGAUCCUUUAACUGCAACAAGUGGCAAUUAUGCCAAUCAGUUUCCAAUUUAUGAAAAACCUAAACGAGAUUCUUUCUUCAAUGGUAAAGAAGCUGGUAAAGUAUUAAACUCAGGAUUUGCUGGUAAUCAAUUUGGAUCUAAUAACUUUGGAAGUAACAACUUUGGUAGCAACAACUUUGGCAGCAAUAAUUUUGGAGCAGGAAAUAAUGGACUCAAUAAUAAUAUUGGAUCUAAUAAUAAUGGAUUUGAUAAUGGAUUCUCCUCAAACAAUUAUGAAAAUUGUGUUUGCGUUCCUUACGAUCAAUGUGCAACUCUUGAUCAUGCAGGACGUAAAGAUGAUUUAUUCCUUCCUAUUGAUCCACGUAAUAUUGGAAAAAAUAUUGAGGCAGAAACAGAAGAUAUUGUUGUUACUGAUUCUAAUGGUACUAUGUCUAUUAUCCGAGUACCAAAAGAAGUUAAUGCUACUGAACAAACUCAACACGUCGAUGAACAGAAAAAUACAAAUGACAAGAAAUUAGAUGACGCUGACAAAAAUAAUAAAAAUGAAGACAUUAAAAGAAGCAAACGUGAAGCUAAAGCAGAACCUAAAAAUGAUGAUGCUCAAGGCCGAUUACUUGGUAAUAUUGACACAUCGAAAUUGAACCUGCGGCCUACAUGGGGCGUCAGUUUUGGUUUACCACAAGGAGGAAACUAUCCUGUCAAUCCAUAUGGUGAUAAUCCACUAUCUAAUCAUUAUUCUGGCUAUGGAGGUGGUGGUAAUGGCCUGAAUCUCGGAUUAGUAUCAGUCAAUCCUUUGGUAUCAGUCCAAGUUUCGAAAGAUGAAUAUGGUGAAAAAGUUGUCAAGCCAUUUGUCAAUUUGCACGUAACACCAAAUCAUGGAUUGGUCAAUAAACUUGGUGAUAUACUGGCUUACAAAAAGGAAGCAUUGCUAGGAGGUCAUGGAGGACAUCAUUAUCCUGGUGGGCAUUAUUCCGGAGGAUAUGCACCUCAGUACUAUCCAAAUCGCCCAUCACAUUAUCAUAAACCAGCUUUCUUUGAGAAACCGUAUUAUCAUGAAAGACCACAGAGCCAUUAUCAUAAUCAUCAGCAUUACCAUCAACAGCAACCUUCUUGGUCAGGCAAUAAUCAUAGACAUGGACAUGGAUAUGGAGGACAUGGAUAUGGAGGAAACUAUGUAGAAAAUCCUGGACAUUAUGCUGGAAAUUAUGGAGGCUAUUCUGGAUAUGCCAGAGACGAUGAAGAUUAUGAUUUUGCUGAUGAUGAUAUCAAUGGUUAUUAUAGGAAUGCCAAAACUAACAUUAGUGCAACUGGAUUUGAACAGACACAAAAUAACUAUAACAAUAAUAAUAAUAACAAUAACAAUCGUGGUCAUAAUGGUGGAAAGGUAGCCUUUCGAGACAGAAAGAAACGUGAUGUGGAUGAUCUGAUAAAAAUUGAAGAGCGUCAAUUUGGUAGACCGCCAGUAUGUGGACCAAGACAUGUUUGUUGCCAAAAAAAUCAGCUUCAAGCUGGAAUUAAUCGACCCCGAUACGGCCAAUGUGGAGUUAGAAAUGGCCAAGGAAUCAAUGGACGUAUAAAGACUCCGGCUUACGUUGACGGAGACUCUGAGUUUGGUGAAUACCCAUGGCAAGUAGCCAUCCUCAAGAAAGAUCCUUCUGAAAGUGUCUACGUUUGCGGUGGAACUUUAAUAUCACCAAGACAUAUUUUAACCGCAGCACAUUGUGUUAAAACUCACGUUGGACAUGAUCUUCGAGCUCGUUUAGGUGAAUGGGAUGUCAAUCAUGAUGUUGAAUUUUAUCCAUACAUUGAACGUGAUAUUGUCAGUAUUACUGUUCAUCCUGAAUUUUAUGCUGGUACUUUGUACAACGAUAUUGCUAUUUUAAAACUCGAUCAUGAUGUUGACUUUGAAAAAAAUCCUCAUAUUAGCCCAGCUUGCUUACCAGACAGACACGAUGAUUUUACUGGUGCAAGAUGCUGGACAACAGGCUGGGGUAAAGAUGCCUUUGGUGACUUUGGAAAAUACCAAAAUAUUUUAAAAGAAGUUGAUGUACCUGUUGUGAGCAAUUCCGUUUGUGAACAUCAAAUGAGAAGAACAAGAUUGGGACCAAGUUUCAGUCUUCAUCCAGGUUUUGUUUGCGCUGGAGGAGAAGAAGGGAAAGAUGCCUGCAAAGGUGAUGGAGGUGGUCCAAUGGUUUGUGAACGUCAAGGAAUUUGGCAUCUUGCUGGUGUCGUUUCUUGGGGAAUCGGUUGUGGACAACCUGGAGUACCUGGUGUUUAUUCACGAGUCUCUCACUACCUUGACUGGAUUCGUCAGAACUCGUAUUAAAAUACUUAAAUUUUUUUUUAUAUUUUAUUUAAUUUCUUUUAAAAAGUAAGUGAGUUAAUAUUAUUUAUUUAAAUGAUAAGUAUAUCAACUGAAUGUUAUGAAAAUUCAUUUUUUCAUAAUAUAUGUCAACAUACUCAUUUAUUUAACUUACAUAACUUAUUACUGUGUAUAUAAUAUGUUUCUAAAAAUUAAUAAUAUAAUAUUAAUAUUUAAAUAAUUUCUUUUUACUUUAAUUAUAUUUAUAUUAUUAAUGAUGCAUUGUAUAAAAAAUUAGAUCUCAGCAAUCAUGUCGCUAAUU
Molecule: messenger RNA, 3833 nt
Organism: Microplitis demolitor
Lineage: Eukaryota; Metazoa; Arthropoda; Insecta; Hymenoptera; Braconidae
Exons: 7
Coding region: 107-3535 (1142 amino acids)
Biological process (GO): proteolysis
Molecular function (GO): serine-type endopeptidase activity
Source: RefSeq, a predicted model, not a curated record